UAUAAAAGAGCAAGCGAUCGGGGUAUCGUCAUAUUUCUCCUUCAUUGCAAGAGAGAUUUUGAGCGGCUCUGACAACAAGUCUAUCAACGACACAGCGACCAUUCACCUGACAGCUGUUUUCCAGUAUAUACUGAGGAUUAUCAACUGUGUGCGAAACUCUUAUAAGACUCCAUCAUGCUGAUAAAUGACAAAGUCGAAAAAGUCAAGCGCCUCCCUGGCGUUGUCCCUCACACCACCACCCUCCCCGACGGCCGCUUAGUCAUCAUCGACACCAUGAGCGACUCCCAGCUGUCGGAAACCUUCGGCCUCAUCCAAGCUGCGGCCCAGAGCGGCCAUGGUUUUGGGGUGGAUGAAUACACCUCAGAGAAGGAAUUCCGUGAAGACAUCGACGGCAGCUUCAACUUCGCCGUAAUGAGCAAGGACACUGGAGAGAUGGUUGCUGCAUUUAUGUUGGCCAUCAGCAAGUAUUACCGUGGCUGCAGCGUUGCCGACCCUUUCAUCAUUGUAAAGAAGUCAGAGAGAGGCAAGGGAAUCGGCGAGUUUUGUCUCCAGAUGUGUGUUGACUUUGCUCAAGAUUUGAACUUCAUGGGAAUGUAUGUGGACACUUUCAGCAACAACCGUGGCAUGAUCAAAAUCAUCGAAAAUGUUGGCGGAUUCACCCAAGUCGGGUGUCUUCCCAUGGGCGGCAAGAUGAAAGAUGGUUCCAUUGUAAGUUCAGUCAUCUUCUACAAAGAUUUCAAUCCAUAAACUAUUGACUUUUCUUCCAUGGCUUUAUCUCCAUUACGUCUCUACGUAGUGUACACGUCAUCGCGGCUGUGAUGACGUCACAACAAGGUGUUAUCUGCAUGAACCACAGGUAACACUCAGAGAGAGCCACUUCCGGUUAGAAGAAGCCCAGUUCCGCUUUCGUUCGCUGUCCAGUGCGAAUGGUGGAGCCUGCUCGGUAUAUAGCUACGCUGGGUCAACCGGAUUGCCUUGUAGACUGGUAAACAUCGGAUUGAAUAGAAAUGUGCAAUGAGAAACGUAUUGUUCAUGCAACAGUAUUUGUUAGUCUCGCAAUAAAAAGAAUAAACAUAAUAUUAGCAAAA
Haliotis rufescens (red abalone) is the source of this 1088-nucleotide messenger RNA. RefSeq lists its product as uncharacterized. Bases 175 to 747 code for a protein of 190 amino acids. Lineage: Eukaryota; Metazoa; Mollusca; Gastropoda; Lepetellida; Haliotidae. Gene Ontology annotation, molecular function: acyltransferase activity, transferring groups other than amino-acyl groups. The transcript has 2 exons. The record is from RefSeq and is a predicted model, not a curated record.